AUGAACACCUCCACCUCAAUCUGGAACGAAGAUCUGGGCGCCGAUGAGAGCCUCUUCCUGUCUCAGGAUGAGGUGCAGAAGGCGUUCCUGGAAGACUUGACCCGGGACAUCGCAUCGAGUUUCGACUUGAUUGCUUUGUCCGGUGAUGCAGAGAAGAGGAGAUCGCUGGCGAGCGAGAUCCUUGAAUCCAAUUCGAGUAAGUUCUUCGAUGCACAACCCCAAUCCCUGCACAACGAGGAUUGUGAGGCCUUGGUCGACAUUAUCGACAAGGUGCUCGAGGAGAUGCAGCAGGAAGCCGGCCAGGAGGCAACUCCGACGACGCUGGCUCCUGGGUCAGGGCCUCUUGCAGGCCUGCCGAUGCAUCGCCAGAUCUUCGAUCUGCUUAUCCUGAAGACCGCACAACUCCCGUGUGGGAAGGAUAAGGAGAAAGUGUACGAGGAUUUCAUUGCCCGUCAUGAUCCUGACACACUCUUCCGCUUGCUUGAGGUUUCGACCGACCAAGCUGUUUGGAAAGAUUGUGUCGAAGGGCAUCGGGCAACAGACCGCUCCUACUUUGCCGAUUGGCAAGAGGACUUUGUCUACUUCCGUCGUGGAUGGUAUGUAGUCUACCUUUGGGACGAGCUCGCCCCAGAUUGGUGGAAGAUAUAUGUUGGUCAAGCAGAGACACUGUUUGACAGAGCCAAUCAGCACCAUGCCAGGAGUAGGAAUACGAAUUCCAAUUCGUUUCUCUACUGGACAUGGCGUGGUGAUGGGGAAACAGCGAGCUUCUCGCUACGUAAAGGCAAGAUCAUGAAACUGGGACUCGACGAGAGUGGGUUCGAGGGCGAUGACGCCCGGCUGUUUCUGAACCUAGGAGAGAUGUGGUUUUCCCUCAUCUUUCAGUCUUUACAGAAGCAUGACCUGAAGGACUGGUUGCCAGAAGGUUGUGCUAAACCGGAUCAGAGUCGGGGGUUGAACGUUGCAUUACCUCUGCACCAAGGGUAUUCAAGUUCGUCCUACCGGGGAUUCGGAAAGUUGUUCAGAUCGGAAGAUCCUGCGGUACUGGCGUAUGCUCGACGCUUGGCGCAGCCUAUUUGGGAGAGCAACAAGGAGUACAUGAGGAAUUACUGGAAGGAUCCCAGCAACCGUGCGCGCCGCGAUGCAAAUCGGGCAGCGCGAAGGGCCGCUGGGACGACGUUGAGGGGCGACCCGAAACUGUACGCCAAGUCCACGAAGACUCUGAGGGAAACGGGGUCGCGCGCGGAGUUUCUCCGUGACCCCGAUCUGUCCCGGGGUGAGCCGAGGAGCACUUACUUCGAUAUCAACCUGUCUCCUCCAGGCCUUGCCUUAGAGAUCGUCGCCCUCCAUGUUCUUCCCCGCCAAAAGUCGCUUUGGAAAACCAAGAUCAUCCUCUACGCGACUCGAUCACGCAUUUCUUCCCACCACGUCCGCCGUUUCACUGCUUGGAAGUUUCCUGGAAAGGUUUGGCUGAAGGUAUGUGGUCCUCCUGACCUGUUGUGGCUGGGUGCAGCCAAAGGCCUUACUGACAGUUUGAUUCGCUCACAGGCUAUGAACCUUGCCCCCUGUCGUGUCGAUCCCACGAACCUUCGCCAAAUCAAGAGCGGAGUAGGCAAGACGUACUUGCUGGGCAUAUUAUUCUGCAAUGCCACGGCAGUUCAAGAGGUGCAGGAGCCUACCUUCCGAGGCUCCCACUAG
Thyridium curvatum is the source of this 1695-nucleotide messenger RNA. RefSeq lists its product as uncharacterized. Lineage: Eukaryota; Fungi; Ascomycota; Sordariomycetes; Thyridiales; Thyridiaceae. The transcript has 2 exons. Bases 1 to 1695 code for a protein of 564 amino acids. The record is from RefSeq and is a predicted model, not a curated record.